Messenger RNA from Verticillium alfalfae VaMs.102, 1145 nucleotides. RefSeq lists its product as hypothetical. Bases 1 to 966 code for a protein of 321 amino acids. NCBI's taxonomy places the organism in Eukaryota, Fungi, Ascomycota, Sordariomycetes, Glomerellales, Plectosphaerellaceae. The record is from RefSeq and is a predicted model, not a curated record. The transcript is spliced from 2 exons.
AUGUUUUGGAACAAGGCUCUGGCCACCGCGGCCAUCAUCUCGGGCGCCUGCGCCGAGAUUCGCCCUCUCGCCAUGGAUCCUGUGAUUCAAGUCCGCGCCUCGGAUGUCCUCGAACUGCACUACAGCGACGUCGCCGAUCGCUAUCUCUCGAAGCGACAGGAGGUCAACCCCGACAGCCAGGUGGCCCUGAACCCCGACGGGACCAUGGACAUGGAAGCGUGGGAGGAGGAGACGACGUCAGCGUGCCGCGACGCCCUGGCCCACCUGAAUGUCGCCUCGAAUCCGUCCGGCACGGGCAUCUGCUACAACCUCCCCGCAUUGGAUCCCACAUCUGGUGUCUUCGAAGCCGAUUUGCGCCUGUUCAAGGUGUCGGAGCCGUCGGGCCAAUUUCAGGGCAUCCCGCCCGAGAGCAUCGAGGUCGGCCUCUCGUUUGCCGGCGCCUCCGUGUCGCCAGUCGAGGCCAGCCGAAUUUCGGGCGCCGUGGGCCAGCAGAGAAGGGCGAAACGAGCAGACGUCAUGGAUCUGCUGCAGUCGUACAUGUUUGUUGGACAGAUCAACCCCUCGAACAUGCAGGAGAAGAUGACAAUGGCUGAACUCGAGGCGCUCGUCCUUCCCGUCCUCACCCUGACGGCGACGAAUACGACGGGCCAGCGCAUCAGCACCAACGUCUCCUCCAACGAGGCUGCGUUCCUGACGGGCGUCUUCUCUCGCGAAGUUGUCAUGUCCGAAUUCGCGACGGCCAAGCAGGCCGUCAGCAACAUUACGGCCGAGCUGCGGAACGGCACCGUGGCCUUUGUGCUGCCUGGCGUGCAGAUCAUGAUCUUUCCCAUUGGCCUCAUUAUUACGGGUAUCUGGACGCUCGUGGGAUUCGUGGCCUACGGCAUCGGCACGUAUGACCGGAUCAGCUACGCCGAGAGCUUCAAGAGGAGGUCGGCCAUUGCAAGCAACACCAAGAGGCAAAUAUGAGGCGCGGUCGAAGACCAAGGCGGAGAUGAAUAUGUUUAUUUGAUGUGGCUCCCGGCGCCCCUCGCUGUGGGACGACGAUUCUGUGCUUCUACCGAUUUUUUGGAUCUUUCUUUAACCACUUAUAGCUAUACUUAUAGAAUGCUCUUAUUUAACGAGAAUGAUGACAACUGGUGUUCGUU